GCUCCAGGUUGGCUGCUCCUCACCUACUUUUCCAUGACCCUGGGCUCCGGCCGCUGCCCCGCUCUCCUCCGCAAUGUUUCCUAGCCCUGUGACCACGACACCCUUCUCGGUCAAGGAUAUUUUGAACCUGGAACAGCAUCAGAGCGGCCUGGCCUCCAUGGAGCUCUCCUCGCUGGCCUCCCCCUCCUGCAUGCUGGCCACCUUCAAGCAGGAGACGUACAGCGCCGAGCCCCCGGCCCUGCCCGACCGGCGGGAGGAGCUGCCCGAGGCGCACCCGGCCAAAGCCGCCGCCGCCGCCUUCCCCGGCUCCUACUACGUUAAAAGCUACGUGGAAAUGGACUCGGCCAAGGACGCCAAGGCGGACAAGAAAGAACUGUGUUCCCUGCACAAGAGCCUGGAGCAGGAGAAAAGAGACCUAGAAGAUCCCGAGCGCCCCAGACAGAGGAAGAGGAGGAAACCUCGCGUCCUCUUUUCUCAAGCGCAAGUCUACGAACUGGAGAGAAGGUUCAAGCAGCAGAAAUACCUCUCGGCUCCCGAGAGAGACCAUCUAGCAAACGUCCUUAAGCUCACCUCCACCCAGGUGAAAAUUUGGUUCCAGAAUCGAAGGUAUAAAUGCAAAAGGCAGAGACAGGAUCAGACCCUCGAAAUGGUGGGCAUCCCUCCCCCGCGGCGGAUAGCGGUGCCGGUGCUGGUGCGCGAUGGGAAGCCCUGCCUGGGGGAGUCUUCUCCCUACAGCUCGCCGUACAAUGUCAGCAUUAACCCCUAUAGCUACAACGCCUACCCCGCGUACACUAACUACAACAGCCCCGCCUGCAACGCCAACUACAACUGCAACUACCCGUCCAUGCAGACCAUGCAGCCCUCGGCGGCCGGCAACAACUUCAUGAACUUCAGCGUAGGGGACUUGAAUUCAGUGCAGACGCCCAUCCCGCAGGGGAACGCGGGGAUCUCCACGUUGCACGGGAUCCGAGCCUGGUAGAGCCGCUC
Pygoscelis adeliae (Adelie penguin) is the source of this 987-nucleotide messenger RNA. It is a transcript of the gene NKX2-5, whose product is annotated as NK2 homeobox 5. Bases 74 to 979 code for a protein of 301 amino acids. Gene Ontology annotation, cellular component: nucleus. Gene Ontology annotation, molecular function: DNA-binding transcription factor activity, RNA polymerase II-specific; RNA polymerase II cis-regulatory region sequence-specific DNA binding. Gene Ontology annotation, biological process: regulation of transcription by RNA polymerase II; cell differentiation. The transcript has 2 exons. The record is from RefSeq and is a predicted model, not a curated record. NCBI's taxonomy places the organism in Eukaryota, Metazoa, Chordata, Aves, Sphenisciformes, Spheniscidae.